Molecule: messenger RNA, 366 nt
Organism: Funneliformis caledonium
Lineage: Eukaryota; Fungi; Glomeromycota; Glomeromycetes; Glomerales; Glomeraceae
Source: the annotation of a GenBank genome assembly
AUGCACAAUAAAGUCCACUCGGAGAGAUUAAAAUCAGCAUGGGAAGAACAAUUAGAACACCCAACAAGUUCUGAUAACAUGUUCCAGGAAAUCGGAGCGAAAAAUCAAAUAUUGCUAAUAACAACAACAAAACACUUUAUAAUCCGUCAAGAAGGAACGAUUGAAGAAGUAACGCCCGAAAAUAUAUUAUUUGGACAAGUUGAUAAACCCGUUAUACAACUACCUUCACCCAUAGAACAGCGACCAACUAAUAUAGCAGAUAAAUAUUUGAUUUCUGACUUGCGUCGAAAAUCAAUGAAAACGAUCUGGGAAUCUUUAACAGACGAAAAAGUUAUUCAAGUUUUUUUCACUUCAGGAAUAAACUAG